GCCAUAACGACCGAGCUUGAUACGAAUCAGUAUUUAAAAGAACGUGUUUAGGAGUAAGUCGAGCAUAUUUUUCAGUCUGUGAUUAUUUCGGUGGAACUUUUGUCGUACGCGAGUGGCGAGUGAAAUUAGACAAUUUAUGGUGACACUUUGGAGUCAUGGAAAUCGCGCAAAAAUUGAAUUUCCGAGCAUGUGAGAUCGAGGACGAGGAGCUGAAUAUUAGCAGUCGGACCAACAGCUCGGGAUGCGAUGUAGACGAUGGUUCAGAUUCUUCAGCUGAGGAUUUUGGAAUGUCACCGUUACCGCACCCAAGGAAGCUAUCUUUUAGCAAUUUAAUGGACUGCUGUGACAAUGAUGCUAACAAGCCCCAUCACUCUAAUGACAAGGCUGCAAACUCCUCCAUGACAGCUUCUAUAGGAAUCAGAAUUCCUCCCAGAGGAGAUGGUGGAUCUCCUUCGAAAAUGUCGAUGGCUUGUAGUCCGCCCUACAAAAGGGUGCGAGCCCUGAGACUUUUUGAUUCCCCAGCAACACCUAAGACGCUACUUGAGAAAAGUACAAUGCACACGCCUGUACCGUACAAAUGCUCGAGACUAUUUUCCAUGGAAAAACCUAGGCCUGUAGCUACCGGUUUUCAAAGUAAGGCUGACAAACCUGCAGCUAAUAUCAAUCCAUUCACACCAAAUGGGAUGCUGCUGGCGGUUAAAAAGAGGAGCAGAUCAAAGCGAAGCCUCAAUGGAUCUCCAGAAAUUGUAGUACCAAAGUUCGAUUUGGAUUCCGAAGACUCCGACAACGAAGUAGUGGAACAGCCAACGAAACGAGUUGCUUUACAAGAUUCCAACAUCCCUCGAUACCGUCAAGAAUUCCUCGAGGUAGAGUUAAUAGGCUCAGGAGAAUUCGGCUCCGUUUAUAAGUGUAUCAAUCGAUUAGACGGUUGUACAUAUGCUAUAAAGAAAAGCCUAAAACCAGUAGCCGGUAAUAUCAACGAGAAGAACGCGUUGAACGAAGUCUACGCUCACGCAGUUCUGGGAAAACACGAGAAUGUCGUGCGAUACUACUCAGCUUGGGCAGAGGAUAAUCACAUGAUAAUCCAGAACGAGUACUGCAAUGGUGGGAGUCUUGCUGACGCAAUAAUGAAUUUACAAGCAGAGAAAAGGUGCUUCUCCGAGGUGGAGUUGAGGCAGUUGUUAUUGCAUGUGGCGAAAGGACUCAGGUGCAUUCACAGUAUGCAACUAGUUCACAUGGAUAUCAAACCCGGGAAUAUUUUUAUCUCGAAGGAGAAAAAACUGCAUGCGAUGAACGAUGAUUCGGCGGACGAUGGCUUUGAUGAGGAGGAGACGGUCGAGGAGGAAAUUACCUAUAAGAUUGGCGAUUUUGGACAUGUAACGUCGGUAAACAAUCCUCAGGUUGAAGAGGGUGAUUGCAGGUAUCUGCCGACGGAAAUUCUUCAAGAAAAUUUCACGCAUCUACCAAAGGCGGAUAUUUUCGCGCUGGGACUGACGGUUUAUGAAGCUGGCGGUGGUGGUGCAUUGCCGAAAAACGGACCUGAGUGGCACAAAAUUAGGAACGGCGAGUUGAAGGAACUUCCGCACUGUAGUAGCGAAUUUAACGACUUGAUAAAGCUUAUGGUUCAUCCGAAUCCCGAAAUGAGGCCGACAGCAAUCUGUUUAAUCCAGAAUAGACUGUUUUGUACAAAAACCAAAGCACAAUUGCGUCGCGAGCCCAACGCUGAGAAACUGAAGGACGAAGAAAUGAAGACUAGUACAUCGAACGUGGCGAUAACAACAGGUGAUAACAACUCCGGAGGAUACAGACUGCGACCCACGCCAACGAGGCUCUCUUCGCGAGCGAUAGGCAAAAAAGUCAAUCGUAGUCAGAGCACUACGAACUUCUAAGUGUCAUAAAUCGAAGUCGUCUUCGAAAAUUUUAAGCUAAGCGGAAACUGUUAUCGAAGGAGUGGUGCCCGUGGGUACCUUUAUAUUGUGAUAUCGUUAAUUCUAGUUCAUAAGCGAAAACUUGGUUAGAAUGAUACGGUAUGCAGAGUGAAAUUGCGCGUCUUCAUGGUUCCAUUUUUUCUUUUUUUUCUUUUCUUAUUGUUUCGUACUAGUUUUCUGUUUAAUGGUAGAAUUGUUGCUGGACCCCUUCACCUCUAAUUAAAAUUACAUUCCUUAAUUCCAAGUUGAUCGAUAAAAUUGAAGAAUUUGGAUUUAUUUUAAAGGAUAUAUUUUUAAAAGCAGGUGAAUCAAUUCCAUCAAAAUUUAAACAAAAAGCGUUGUUACUAUACCUUGUUUGAAAAACUGCGCGAAUAUGAUGUUAGAUCUGAAUUUUCAUAUUUUUAAAGACUUCUCUAAAUUUUUAUAGACUUCUUUAAGGAAUAUUCUUUGACGAAUAUACGCGCUAGUUUAUUGAACUAAAUGUUAAAAUUCUGUUUUCCACUCGAGGCAUCGCAUUUACAUUUGACGAGUGAACUUGAAUUAAAUAUUCCAUCUUGACAAUUUAAAAAUAAAAUGAUUUCCUUUGUAUUAGUAUUAUCGAGCGAAUCUCUGAUGUGAUUCAAACUUUUGUUUAAAAUAACUUAUUUUUGUGAUUUAUUCUAAUGACUUGUUGAUGUAAUUCAGUUUUAUAAAUCACAUUUGUAGGAAUGCGUGCAUGUCUAUCGAUAAAAUGAUUUUAUUAUUCGGAAUAGUAUUAUUCUAUCCAACCGAUUUCCUUACUUUUAAUUUUUUUCAUUAUUUAAAACUAGUUUUCACAUCUGUAAAUAAUACUGAAAGGUAACUCCCACGAUUAACAUUUUUUAUACAAAAAAUCUACUGAAUUGAAAAUAGGAAUUAGUAUUGUGCUUCCUCUAAAAUAUAAAACUUCGAAGUAAUCUAAAUUAUAAAUUUUCAGAAUUCGACGCUAAAAUUGACACUUGACUGUUUCGAUCCGACAAUAGCUUUUCAGCUUUCAUGACUGCCUUAGACUUUUUUUAGACAAAUCUGAAAUUAUCUGGAUGAUCCAUAAGACCUUUGGCAAUUUGACUCUGCGUAAAAAUGAAAGAAAUAGUGAAAAAUCUUUUUAAAUAUUAAAUUAUUUUUGUAGAAAUUUUAAUAGCGUCUGUUCUCAGCAUGCUUUGAAAUUUGACUCACAAUUUCUUAUUCUCUAUCAUAUAAGUUGUAACAAAUAUCGCUGUAUUAUAUUCAAACCGAAAGUCGUUUCUUAGUUUAAUCGGCGUUUUUAGUUCUUAAGAUAUUCAUAUUGGUUCAUAUAAUAAACAUAUAAAAGUGAAAAGUGUUUUUGAAAAACUGUUUAGCCAUAAAUCGAAGUCUUCACGGUUCUCGUGUUGACUCCUAAAACAUGAAUUAAGAAGACGAUUUUACUUUUAAACGAGAUAGUUUUUUUUCUAAGGCACUGUCGUACUAGUUGUUAUUUUCAAAUUGCGAUAGCAGAUAUUCAAAACGGCGUGUUAUCACUUUGAAGAUUUUACAUGGUUAGAAAUUAAUUUUGACUUCGCUUGUUUUUCCCCCCUCAUUUCGUCGAUUAUUUUCUGUUCAUUAGAAGCAUGCAUGACUUUUAUAAAGGUACCUGCUUUUACAAGCGGUGUAUUUGUACAAAACCUAACUUUUUGGGUUUUUUGUUUACAAAAGUUACAGCGAAAUACUGGAAUAAUUGCAUGUAAUUGUAUUCUCAUGUCAAAUUAAUUUUUUUUAAGUUGCCAAUUGAAUACAAAUUUUUCGCAAGGGAUUAUUUGUAAAUGUGCUGUACGUAAUUUUCAAGGAAGCUUGUACAGAAAAAAAACUUGUAAAACGAGAAUGUAAAAAAGAUUACUACGUACAUACGUUUAUUUGUGAAAAAGAGUUUUCGAAACAUCUGCCUGUGAGGGUGGACCCCGAACAAAGGCAGAGAAACGCCUUUAUAUUUCGAUACAAUUUGAUCAUUGUUGUUUUUCAUUAUACCUAAUAUUAUUAUUAUUUUAAUAUUAUAACAAACAAAAAUAAAUUCAACUUAAAUUCA
Messenger RNA from Belonocnema kinseyi, 3987 nucleotides. RefSeq names its product wee1-like protein kinase. Gene Ontology annotation, molecular function: magnesium ion binding; ATP binding; non-membrane spanning protein tyrosine kinase activity. Gene Ontology annotation, biological process: protein phosphorylation; mitotic cell cycle. Gene Ontology annotation, cellular component: nucleus. Bases 156 to 1889 code for a protein of 577 amino acids. The record is from RefSeq and is a predicted model, not a curated record. NCBI's taxonomy places the organism in Eukaryota, Metazoa, Arthropoda, Insecta, Hymenoptera, Cynipidae. The transcript has 4 exons.